GUGCUGUCUACAGAAGUCCCAUCGGCUCCUCCAGCCAUGCAUCUUUCCAGGACGACAUGGUAGUACUCCUUCUCGGCACCAAUGCCCAAGGGGUCACAGUACUAUCUGCACUGGUGCGUGAAGCUACGUUCAUCUCUCGAUCCUAUGGUUUCCCUCCAUCAUAAGCCUAUCAACGAUGUCCAUUCCGCAGCCUGUCUUGUUUCCGAAAUCGCUUCGACUAUCUCAGUCUCGUCCUGGCAACCUUGCCCCGCGUUUCUGCUUCGAGCUGACUCUCCGCAGGUCAAUCACAUCUCGCAAUUCCGACGACUACGUCCUCAUGCCGCCUCGAUCGAACCGCUCAUGGAUAUCUGGUUAUCCAAGGCACAAAAGGCAAAGGGUCCUACCCUGAGCCAUACCAGCGUUCCUGGGAUGGUAAAGCCUGUGGUCGGGGUCUCACGUACCGAUGCCGAUCACUCGACGCACCCGCCCUCGAUACUGGCUUCACAAGGCCUUCACACAGCAUCUGCCCCCAUCCGAAUGCCAUCAAAUCCACAUGUCGGAGCGGUAGAACUGGAGGGAAUUUCGGCUCCGGGUGCUCCGAGCGCGAGCCGAUCUCGUGACACGACGCCCCCAGUACAUAGUUCCACACCGAAAGCGCCAAGAAGCAUUCAUUCGUCAUCUGCGAGCGAGCACGGGACCAUAAUUCCCGAGAGCUCGGCUAGAUCACAUGGCAUCGAUCCAAUUGGCGACCUGCAUUCUACAUACAAGAACUCGUCAAGUCCAAUCAAACUCCCCGCGAUGCCUGCUUCUCGAUCUUCGCAGAUCCAGGACGCCCUUCCCACAGUAUCUGCCGCCGCUUUCGUCUCCGGUCCCUCCUCGUCCGGCCCCUCCUCGAGCACCUCACGAUUGCCGCCGCCUUUGUCUGGCACCUCUUUCAAUCGUGACAAAGCCAAAAGGCCUCGCCCGGCGAGUUCACAUUGGCUUCCCAGGGUUCCACCAUCGGUCAUUGCAUCAUCACAUGACGAGAUGGGCUCAGAGCUUCUAGAAGCAACGCCUACCGAAGGUGAAUCAGGUGGAAUGCCUGCAGAGAUAGGUUCGGUACCCGCAGAGAUCGCUCCAGUGGCUACCAUAGCUGCAAUGUCAUCUUCCGUGUCGCUUGGGAAGCGGCCUCGACAUGCGGACACACCUGGUCCGGAUGUUGACGAAACCCGAGGAACGGAUGUAAAAAUCAGCACAUGGGCCACCGGCAUGGCGAAGUCCACGGCAGAUCGCAACACGAAAUAUCGCGGGAAUCUUGAAAGUCGAAGACAGCCAGUGAGUCAACACACCAGGGCCGGCGCUGGCUCAGUUUUGUGACCCAAUUUUCCCACCAAUGGGCGGCCUGGCUAAAUACCAUGAGCCAAACUCCCGCCAGGGAGCUUGGAAACGGACAAAGCUCCAUUCGCUUCCGAUGCUGAUUGCUCUACAGAUCAUCGAUUUAGUUCUUGCAGUCCCGGCCUGUAUCCCACUGCUGGAACGAGCAGAUGCAGAUCCUGGAGCUUUGAAUUUGUUGCAAAAGCUGCGGG
Molecule: messenger RNA, 1544 nt
Organism: Kockovaella imperatae
Lineage: Eukaryota; Fungi; Basidiomycota; Tremellomycetes; Tremellales; Cuniculitremaceae
Exons: 3
Coding region: 82-1335 (417 amino acids)
Source: RefSeq, a predicted model, not a curated record